This is a messenger RNA of Camellia sinensis, 2705 nucleotides long. Its product is annotated as PHD finger protein At1g33420. The record is from RefSeq and is a predicted model, not a curated record. NCBI's taxonomy places the organism in Eukaryota, Viridiplantae, Streptophyta, Magnoliopsida, Ericales, Theaceae.
CUCUCUUUCUCUCUCUCUCUCUCUCUUCCAAACCGACUCAACCUAUUUUCUCGAAAUCCAAAACAGAAAUAUAAAAAACAAACAAAUUUUUAAUAUAUAUAUAUAUAAAAGUACCAAAAAGUCCCAAAUACCAUCAACAACAGAAACCCUAAUUUCAGCCACCUCCCUCCUCUCUUUCUCUCCGUCUUGUUUUCUUCGAUUUCUUGAUAAAUCUGAUAGUAUAUUCAAAUACAAACACAUGUAUAUAUACAAACUGUAAAUCUUUCUUUGUGUCGUUUGAUCUUGCUAAUCCGAACCAUCGGAUCUGUAUUUUUUUUUUCCGAUCUGAAACAGAGAAAGCUUCGAUCAGCCCAGAUCUGACCCACACGCGCCUAGAUCUGAAGAAACAGCAUGGUCUUGAAUGGACGGCCUUUGAAGCGGAUGAAGAGGCGAGUCACGGCCGAUAUCAACGACUUCCUCACUUUCCCCUCCUCCGGCGACGCUGCCUACGACGACGUUGGACCUUUCAGGACCAGCGUGAGGGCGUUCCUGACCAAACACGCUACCCUUCCGCCACCGUCCUCUCUCUUUCCCCACCUGCUGACGUGGCAGAUCCUGUUCCGAGUCGGUGAUCUAGCCGACGAGACUUCGCCGGCGGUGGUGUGCCUCGACGUCGUGGAGGAGGACGUGGCCAGAUCUAGAUCCGUAUACUGCGAUCAGUGCCGAGUCGUCGGUUGGAGUGGUAAUCCAGUGUGCGCGAAGCGUUAUCAUUUCAUAAUAAAAUCAGAUGGCAGUUCCAUUGGCGGCUAUCAGAAGUCUUGUGCCGGUUGUGGGGAUGUUCUUCUCCUCUCAGAGUCUAGGUGCAAGUCAUGCAACCAUGUUAUGACUACAGAAGAUGUAGAAGACUGGAUGUAUCACCAGUUGGAGGACACAACUCAUCUUCUGCAUGGCGUGGUCCACGCGAAUGGCUUUGGGCACCUUCUUAGGGUCAACGGCAGAGAAGGUGGCUCAAGGGUGCUUGCUGGACGUCAUAUCAUGGAUUUUUGGGAUCGGCUGUGUAAAGUACUUGGUGUCAGAAAGGUCAGUGUGAUGGACGUGUCGAAGAAGUACGGGUUGGAGUACCGACUACUAUAUGCUAUCACCAAGGGCCGUCCAUGGUAUGGGGACUGGGGUUAUGAGUUUGGUGCUGGUAGUUUUGCUCUCACUCUUGACGCCUACAAAGCGGCUGUAGAAACCCUUUCUAAACAACCGUUAUCCAACUCUCUCUCUCAAGGACGGAAACCUCGCACUCGGUUACAGGAUGUUAUCUUUUUUUAUCAGUCCUUGUCAGAGCGUGAGCUUGUAAAUAUUAGAGACCUCUUGUGUUUCUUGAUGAGUUUGAUCCAUGAUGUCCGCAAAGGUUCAUCAAGGGUUGAUGAUGUUAAUGGUAAGAAGCGUCGGUUUUGCACCUCAAGUACCUUGUGUGCGUGGACUACCAGUGACAUCGAACGGGUGGUAGAAGCAAUGUUUAGAGUAUUACGGGCAGUUACUGGGCCCAACUGGGUGACUUGGCGUGCUCUUAGGGGUGCUGUAUGCAAAGUUGCUCCUCCAGAGCUUCUGGAUUACUGCCUCAAGGAACUGAAAGGGAAAUGUACCGCUGAUGGGAUGGUUGUACAUGCCCGGUGUAAUCCUGAUUCGGGUGCUAUAGAGUACAGACUUGAGCCAGGUAGUCUAGUUAAUGGAAAUACCACCGGCACCAAUUCUGCAGUCACAAACCACCCUUCUGAAGAACAUUUACUGCGGGACCUGAGAUUCUUGUAUGAAUCCCUUCUCCACCCUCAAACCAUGCUGUACAAUGGGCCUCAGGCAAAUAGAGAUCUUGCAGUCAGAUCAGCUACAAAGCUUCUUGAUUGCAAGCAAUUUGUGAAAGAUUACAAUCCCGAAAACAAGUUGAAUUUUGAGAACCCAUCCACAAUAUGCCUCUCAUGUGAUGUGGAACUUAUGGAACAAUCUGAAGACUAUGUCACUAAUCCACCUCCGGAACUACUUGUGCUAUCACCAAAUGCUACCAUUUGUGACCUUAAGACUGAGGCAUCAAAGGCUUUUCAAGAAGUGUAUCUGAUGUUCAGAAGAUUUCUAGCUGAAGAGCUACUUGGCUAUGGUGGUGUUGAUGAAUCCACCCAGCUCAGGCUCUUGUUAGGGUCAACUGAAUCUGUGCGAGUCCGGGGAAGAUGCUUUGGGAAAAACGGGUUGAGCAGGUUUAGGAUGGAGAGGGGAAUGGAGCGAUGGACUGUGGAUUGCAAUUGUGGUGCUAAGGAUGAUGAUGGUGAGAGAAUGUUAGCCUGUGAUGUGUGUGGAGUGUGGCAGCACACUAGGUGUGCUGGGAUACCCGACUCAGAGGCGGUUCCUGCUAGGUUUGUUUGCUGCAAAUGCAGGGGCUCGGGCCUAGUGACCAAAGCCACUAAUGGGCUCUGCGAUGAGACCAUGGGCUUUGGCAGCAGUGGCGGCUUGGGAAAGAGCAUAAUGAAUGCUGUUUGAGGUGCGCUGGAAGGCUGCCUUUUGUAUAUGUUUUCUUAUGGCUUUCUUUCUUUUUUUAAAAAAAAAUUUGUUAUUGUAGGAGAGGUUUCCUGAGGCCUGAAAAGCAUUUGUAUAUAUAGACCAGGGGCCUCAAGAAUGCACCCAGUGCAGUUGUAGUUGCUUUUCCUCUUUUCAUCUUUAAAAAUAGUUUUUUGUUUUUGUUUUUGUUU